CACCGUAGAUGCUCUCACACAAGUAGCAUAUGUAGAGCAACAAUGGCUAGAUGGUUACGAUGAAAUCAUAAGACAUGCAAUCAAAAGAAAAACAGUGUUUGACAAGAAAGUAUUGCAGCACACCCCAGGUGAAGCCAUAUUCAAAAUUGGUCAAUUAGUACAAGUCUACUGUAACAAUUUAGAUUAUACCUUCAAAACAGAAUGGAAGCUGAUUCCAAGAUGGUUGGUCCCAAGAAGAAUACAAGCACACACAGUAAACUCAUACACACUGGAAACAUUGAACAGGGCAAUCAUCCAAGGAGAUUUCAGCGCAAGGCGCUUACGAGCAUUCACACCACAAUCAGGAACAAUGCUAGCAGAAGAACAAGAGAAAUACAAGAGCAAAAUCAGAGAGAAAGAAAGCAAUGAAGGGAAAGAGACAGAGAAAGACAAUAGAGAAGAAAAUGACGAUGGAAGAGAAGAAGAAGACGAGGAUGAAGAACCAAUAGAAGAAUCAGAAUCAGAAUCAGAAGACGAAGAAGCAGAGACAGAAGAAGAUAGAAGAUCAGAGAAUGGAAGAUAGAAGGCGGUGUCGAGGGCGGCACCGAUUGUUUUUAGGGGGGUGCAUGGACUAGGGAUCCCAAAGCAUGAACCAGAGACCUAGCUCUGCGGAGAUCUCCAGAGCUUAGUCAGACAUGUAGACAACCAAGUCGGUU
This is a messenger RNA of Suillus subaureus, 695 nucleotides long. RefSeq lists its product as uncharacterized. NCBI's taxonomy places the organism in Eukaryota, Fungi, Basidiomycota, Agaricomycetes, Boletales, Suillaceae. The transcript has a single exon. The coding region runs from base 350 to 562 and encodes 70 amino acids. The record is from RefSeq and is a predicted model, not a curated record.